This is a messenger RNA of Ilyonectria robusta, 1425 nucleotides long. RefSeq names its product major facilitator superfamily domain-containing protein. NCBI's taxonomy places the organism in Eukaryota, Fungi, Ascomycota, Sordariomycetes, Hypocreales, Nectriaceae. Gene Ontology annotation, cellular component: membrane. The coding region runs from base 1 to 1425 and encodes 474 amino acids. The transcript has 2 exons. The record is from RefSeq and is a predicted model, not a curated record. Gene Ontology annotation, biological process: transmembrane transport. Gene Ontology annotation, molecular function: transmembrane transporter activity.
AUGUCGCAAAAGGGAGAUAUUACGCCAGUCUUCUACCACGAGGAAGAUGGCGACCAGAAUGUCGAGAGUGGUGAUCCGACGGCCGUUUCGAAAGAGCUUACCAAGACCGUCAGAAAGGUGGACGUCAUAAUCUUACCCGUCAUGACCAUUUUGCUUGCCUUUUGCUAUAUUGACCGCACCAAUAUGGGUCUCGCUGCUGUCGCUGGCAUGUCGGCCGAACUGGAAUUCAAGGCAUAUCAAUAUUCCAUCUCGCUGCUAGUCUUCUUUCCCGGCUACGCUCUGUUUGUAAUUCCGGGCAACUACUUCCUUUCCAAGACUUCGGUUCGGUACUGGCUCACAUUCCUCUCUGUCGCUUUUGGCCUGUUCACGCUGGGCAUGGGGCUUGUUCGUAACUACGCCAGCCUCGUCGUCAUGCGCGUCUUCUUGGGAAUCUGCGAAUCUGGGGUGUAUCCAACUAUCAUAGUAGUGGUUAGCUCGUGGUAUCCCCGCUAUUACUUUGGCCGGAGAAUGACAUUCGUCGCUUGCGGCGCAUCGCUGAUCUCGUCCCUAUCGGGCGUCCUCGCGUAUGCCUUUUCACGCAUCAAUGCUGCCGACUACGCUGGAUGGCGCUGGAUCUUCCUACUCGAAGGCGCCAUAACCGUACUCGUAGCAGGAGGGGCCUUCUUUGUGCUCGACGAGUACCCUGAGAAGUCAAAGUUUCUCUCCCAGCGACAGCGCCACAUUGCUGUCCAGAUGAUAGCUAAGGAUCGGGAGGAACACGAAGAAGAAGAAUUGACGGUCAAGCUGGUGUUACUGACCCUCCGCGACUGGAAGAUCUGGAUCUUUGCAGCUAUUUACAUGCUCAACGUCACCAUCACGUACGGACUGGCUUAUUUCAUGCCUCUGAUCCUCAAUGAGCAAAUGGGCUUCACGGGUGCACUCAGCCAGGUCCUAACAACUCCCCCAUACUUCUACUCUUUUAUCUUGGCUGUGGUCUGUUCAGGUUUUUCUGAUCGGAUCCGCAUGAGGUCACCAUUUAUCAUGUUCUUUGCGCUCAAUAUGAUAAUGGGAAUUGUAUUGACACGGUGGGGACCAAAUACUGGCUCUCAGUAUCUGGGCUUGUUCUUCACUAUCGGCGGCUCGUUGGUCAAUGGCCCUAUGACUAUUGUCUUUGCUCAGAACAAUGCACCGACGCGAACAAAACGCAGCGUGAGCUCAGGGCUGCAACUGACUCUUGGGGCAGUGGGUGGUAUCAUUGCCUCCACUAUGUUCCGGUCUCAGGAUGCCCCAACCUAUACUCCGGGUGUGAUUGUGAUACUCUGUUGCACUGGUGGCAUCAUUGGCCUUACCGCCUUGCUUGUCUGGUAUUUUCAUCAGCAGAAUCGGCUCCACAGGGAGAUGAAUCGUGUUUUGGAAGGUCAAAGGGAUUUUGUAUACACUCUUUGA